GGUGAGCUCCGUUGAAGCUACUACCAGAUCGGCGGCCUUUUCCAACAUGGCCAAAGCCCCACCGUCCUCUCGCAGUCCAAUGACCAAGGAGUCCACGAAGCUUCUCUCGAAGUCUGAUACAGGCGGUGUUUCUCGCCAUGCAACGCGUCCUACCACUGCUGGACCUGGUACCGGAUCUCAGACCACCAGCCGCGUCGUGAAAUCGCGUUCAACUCAGACUUCCUCGUCGCCAGUCGCAACAAUGUCUUCAAAAGCCCAAGAGAAAAAGGAUAUUCGACAAGCAUGCGAUGAGAUCCUAAAGACAGCGGAAGAAGAUAUUGAGCGACUGAACAAAGAAAUUAAACGGCUUAACGAGGAGAAGGACAAACAGACACGCUACUAUACCCGGGUAGUACAUCGGCUCAAUGCCGACAAAGCCCGUGAGGCUGACCAACUCCGCGAAUCUACUGCAAAGCUGGAGCGUGCCAUUUCUACGAGCCAGAAACUCGAGAACGAGGUUUCUCAGCUUAGGCGGGAGCUUCGCGACGCCCAGAUCAACACCCCGGAGGUUGUUGCUUGGGUCGAGGUCCAGCCGAUCCUGGAUCAAAUACGAGGCUUUAUAUCGACCGGUAACACCACAUGGAAUGAGAUCCAAGCUUUGGAGAACAGACAUAUGAGAAAACAAUUACCGGGAGAUGCAGUGAUUCAGGAGCCGUGGUCGAACACCAAUGUACAGUUCGGGAUGUUAGACCCGACUUCUCUGUCAAGCUUUCCAGUUCAAAACAACUUUGCGCUGAACGCUCACCAAGUCCCACCGCUCCCCGGCCAGUAUGCGUCUUUGUCCUGA
This is a messenger RNA of Penicillium cinerascens, 826 nucleotides long. RefSeq lists its product as uncharacterized. The transcript is spliced from 2 exons. The record is from RefSeq and is a predicted model, not a curated record. NCBI's taxonomy places the organism in Eukaryota, Fungi, Ascomycota, Eurotiomycetes, Eurotiales, Aspergillaceae. Bases 47 to 826 code for a protein of 259 amino acids.